AUGACAAACGACAGCGCACAAGCCGCUUUUUUUGCGAAGGAAUUACAAGACCCUGAGAACAAUAGGUGUUUUGAUUGCGGCAAAAUCAACCCGACGUGGUGUUCAGUAAAUAAUGGAGUAUAUCUCUGUUUGGCAUGUGCGGGGUCCCACCGUGGGUAUGGGGUUCACAUUUCUUUUGUGCGUUCAUUGACACUCGACGUCUUCAAACCAAAUCAGUUUGCGAUGAUGCGUUUGGGAGGGAAUGCGCGGGCUAAGGCUUACUUUGAGGAGCAUCCAUUUGACCCGCCCACAUAUUGUGUGAAGUGGGACUGUGAGAGUGCAGACAAGUACAGACGACUUCUUAAAAGAAAGACGUGUGACGAGACGGGAGAGACUUAUUAUGAGAACCCUCCUUGGCAACCAACGAGAAGAAUGGAAAUUAAUUCAAAUAGACCGGUAAUGGGUGCCGGUAAUAUUAUCCCACAACAGACACACACUCAAAUCAGGAAGAAAAAGUGUUGUUGUGGUCUUUGUGUCGUUGUCUAA
This is a messenger RNA of Entamoeba invadens IP1, 525 nucleotides long. Its product is annotated as arf GTPase-activating protein, putative. The coding region runs from base 1 to 525 and encodes 174 amino acids. The transcript has 2 exons. Gene Ontology annotation, biological process: COPI coating of Golgi vesicle. NCBI's taxonomy places the organism in Eukaryota, Evosea, Mastigamoebida, Endamoebidae. Gene Ontology annotation, molecular function: GTPase activator activity. The record is from RefSeq and is a predicted model, not a curated record.